CCCUUCCAUUUUAAUUCCAAAAAGAAUAAUAGUCAAGACCAAAAAGAGAGCGAGGCACAACAAGGUUUUCUCAUUCCCUUUGGAUUCAAUUUGAUAGAAUCGAAAGCGCCGUAGAAACCAAAUCACAGUUUCGAUCCGAUGGGUUUCCAACGCGUUACGAAACUUGUAACCUCAAUCGCCUCCCGCCACCACCACCUCCGCCACCAAUCAUCCUCCUCCGCUUCCUCUCCUGCUGUGUUCGUCGACAAGAGCACGCGCGUGAUCUGUCAAGGAAUAACAGGAAAGAACGGAACGUUUCAUACCGAACAAGCGAUCGAAUAUGGAACGAAUAUGGUUGGUGGUGUUACUCCUAAGAAAGGUGGAACUGAACAUUUAGGGCUUCCUGUUUUCAACACUGUUUCUGAAGCUAAAGCUGAAACUAAAGCUAAUGCUUCUGUUAUUUAUGUUCCUCCUCCUUUUGCUGCUGCUGCUAUCAUGGAAUCUUUGGAGGCUGAAUUGGAUCUCGUUGUUUGUAUCACUGAAGGAAUUCCUCAACAUGAUAUGGUGCGAGUUAAAGCAGCACUUAACAGACAGUCCAAAACUCGCUUGAUAGGACCAAACUGCCCUGGUAUCAUCAAGCCUGGGGAAUGUAAAAUUGGAAUCAUGCCGGGUUACAUUCACAAACCUGGGCGCAUAGGAAUUGUUUCUCGUUCUGGCACUUUGACAUAUGAAGCGGUUUACCAAACAACCGCUGUUGGCCUUGGACAAUCCACUUGUGUGGGUAUUGGAGGAGAUCCCUUCAAUGGAACAAACUUUGUUGAUUGCCUUACAAAGUUCAUAGCAGAUCCUCAGACAGAAGGUAUCAUUCUCAUUGGAGAGAUAGGAGGAACUGCAGAAGAAGAUGCUGCUGCACUAAUUAAGGAAAGCGGGACUGAGAAGCCCAUUGUUGCAUUUAUUGCUGGAUUAACUGCUCCCCCUGGCCGUCGUAUGGGUCAUGCAGGAGCUAUCGUGUCGGGUGGUAAGGGUACUGCUCAAGACAAAAUCAGAACCCUCAGGGAAGCUGGAGUCACAGUUGUGGAGUCUCCUGCUAAAAUUGGAGCUGCCAUGUUUGAUAUUUUCAAGCAGAAGGGUUUGGUGCAAUAGUUUAGUUUGGGGUUUUAUUUACUUUCAUCAAAUCACUUUGGUUUUGAUUUGGCCUACAACAUGGUCAGAAAACACUUGAUUCCCAUCGAUAGUAAUGGGAUAUUUUUUCCUAUUUUAUUUUUCUAUGAUACGAGAGGCUCCUUAGAAUAAAAUUAAUUCAAGAUGCUUUUUAUAUUUCCGGAAAUUUCGUAUGUUCCAAUUGAGCUCCAGCUAUUGUGGCGCUGGUUUGUAAACAUCUGUAGUUAUUUUGCAAUGAAUUUCGAAAAUCUUCAUUUUGUAGUGUCUGCAA
Molecule: messenger RNA, 1411 nt
Organism: Cicer arietinum (chickpea)
Lineage: Eukaryota; Viridiplantae; Streptophyta; Magnoliopsida; Fabales; Fabaceae
Product: succinate--CoA ligase [ADP-forming] subunit alpha, mitochondrial
Biological process (GO): tricarboxylic acid cycle
Cellular component (GO): succinate-CoA ligase complex (ADP-forming); mitochondrion
Molecular function (GO): succinate-CoA ligase (GDP-forming) activity; succinate-CoA ligase (ADP-forming) activity
Source: RefSeq, a predicted model, not a curated record